Messenger RNA from Epinephelus lanceolatus (giant grouper), 3430 nucleotides. The record is from RefSeq and is a predicted model, not a curated record. Lineage: Eukaryota; Metazoa; Chordata; Actinopteri; Perciformes; Serranidae.
GGGACUCACUGUGCUCAGCACGCUGGGAACAAGACGCUUUAACCCGGGACCAUGAGGGGCUCUUGCCGCCCGAGACACACGCGGGACAGGGCAGCCUGCUGAAUCAGACUGCCAGGACUGCAGCCCACCGCCUCAUUCUCACAUCAGGAGGGCACCAUUAGUGAUCCAACAUCCAGGAUGUUGGACAACGAGGAGUUCAUGGUGGAGACCUCCCCGCGGGAGCUCAUGCAGAACCCGCUCAGGAAGAUCUGGAUGCCGCACAAAAACGGGCACAUAGCUCACAGACGGGUGUGUAUGACGAACUGCCCGACCCUCAUUGUGACUGUGGGACUUCCAGCCCGAGGGAAGACUUACAUUUCAAAGAAGCUUACACGCUACUUAAACUGGAUAGGUGUGCCAACCAAAGAGUUCAAUGUUGGCCAGUACCGGAGAGAGAGUCUGAAGAUCUACAAAUCCUUUGAGUUCUUCCGUCCAGAUAAUGAAGAGGGAUUAAAAAUCAGACGUCAGUGUGCGUUGGCAGCACUUAAUGAUGUUCGGCAGUACCUGAGUGUCGAAGGAGGACAGGUGGCGGUGUUUGAUGCCACAAAUACGACAAGGGAAAGGAGAGGGACCAUUGUGAAGUUCGCGGAGCAGAAUGGGUUCAAGGUAUUUUUCGUGGAGUCUGUGUGUGAGGACCCAGAUGUUAUUGCACAAAAUAUAGUGCAAGUUAAGCUGGGCAGCCCAGACUACAUACACUGCAACACAGAGGAGGCCAUUGAGGACUUCAUGAAGAGGAUCGAGUGUUACAAGUCCUCCUACCAGCCUCUGGACGAAGUUCUGGACAGGGAUCUGUCCUACAUAAAGAUCAUGGAUGUGGGCCGUCGUUACCUGGUGAACCGCGUCCUUGACCACAUCCAAAGCCGAAUCGUCUACUACCUGAUGAACAUCCACAUCACGCCACGCUCCAUCUACCUGAGUCGCCACGGGGAGAGCGACCUCAACAUCAAGGGACGGAUUGGAGGAGAUUCUGGCUUGUCUGCCAGAGGAAAAGAGUUUGCCAAAAGUCUGGGGAAAUUCAUCCAGGACCAGAACAUCAAAGAUCUAAAGGUGUGGACGAGCCAGAUGAAGAGGACAAUCCAGACGGCGGAGUGUCUUGGGGUGCCAUACGAACAGUGGAAGUCACUCAAUGAAAUAGAUGCUGGUGUGUGUGAGGAGAUGAUGUAUGAGGAGAUCCAAGAGCAUUACCCUCUGGAGUUUGCAUUGAGAGACCAAGACAAGUACCGCUACCGCUAUCCUAAAGGAGAGUCUUAUGAAGACUUGGUGCAGCGACUGGAGCCUGUGAUCAUGGAGUUGGAGAGACAGGAGAAUGUUCUGGUUGUUUGUCACCAGGCCGUCAUGCGUUGUCUUCUUGCAUAUUUCCUGGACAAGACUGCAGCAGAGUUGCCUUAUCUUAAGUGUCCUUUGCAUACAGUGUUGAAGUUGACCCCCAUGGCUUACGGAUGUAAAGUGGAGUCUGUCUAUUUAGGCGUGGACUCUGUGAACACACACAGAGAAAAACCAGAGAAUGUCAACGUGCAGCGCACCACAGAAGACGCUCUGCAGACAGUCCCAGCUCACCUCUAACCUCCUGCACUCCCCGUUCCAGCCGAGACCUCGUCCGACUUUCUGCUCGGACUUCUGAACUGCAUAAUGGCAGCGGUGCUGUUCAACCACCCAGACUCAAACUGUAAAGCACUUUCACUGAACGUCAUUUUUAUAUGUAAUCUGUUCUGUUGUGAACUUCACUGAACUGUUACUCUAGCUCAGCUCCAACUGAGGACGACGAAAGGAAAAUGCCAAUAUUUUUUUCAUAUGUGGGUCUGCUGUUGCAAUAAUAUUCCCUUACAUUUCAGCACCUUUUCCUCCAUGAUGAUAUUUAAUAUCUACUGUGUGUUGUGCACCGUGUAUACUGCCAUAUGCUUCCAGUGUUUCUGAAGACGUUUUAACUGUUUGAAAAACGAGUACCGUGACACUAAAAAACUGUGAAGAUUCUAAAGAAAAGACUACUUCAGUUAAAAUGAUAAAAGUCGUAAUUCCCUGACUGGUGAGCAGAAACGCAAAUGAACUUUUUAUUUUUUUAAAAACUGUGUUUUUCUUUGCUAGUUGUUGGAUUAUAUUAAAAAGGCAGCCACUGUGUUACGGAGGCCCUGAGAGGCAAGUGAGCAAAGAAUUCUGGUGAUACAUUUUUUAAGUCUGACCUACACGGUUUUCUUUCCUGUGUUAAUGACUCAAGAACAGGUGGAAAAAAAUGUCCUAAAAAUGCAAGAUAGUCUUUUUAAAAUUAAGAUAAUUUGAGCAACAAGUGGAAAAGAGUUUUGCCUGGAUCAAUUUUGUUGUGAAUUUUUUAUUUAUUUUUUGUCAAGUGUUGUUCUAAAACUCAUUUUGUCAUGACUGCCCCAUUUUUAAAAUGACAAAGCAUUCGUGAGUUCUCCCAGGUGAGUUUUAAUUUCUCCAUGCACCCUAAACACGAGGUUCAUAUAUUGUGUGUUAAUAAGUUAUUUAACACUGCUCUCAUUUGUUUUUCUUUCGGCUAGAAAUAAUGUUUAUUUACAUUUUUAUUUUGCUUAACAAGGUGAAGAUUGUGUGAUUUAGUCUGCGCCAAAAGAAGAAACGACAGUAAUGUUACAGAACUUGUCCUAUGUAGAGCAUGUGGUUGUGGUGCACUUCAGCCUCUUGUGGCCAAAAUUAGUAUUACAACUACAAACAAAAAAAUAUAAACAGGAGAGAAAACUAUUUAGAUUUAGGGAAAAGGAUCACCAGAAUUGUUCUUCCUCAGUUGCCUCUCAGGGUGUCCGUACAGUGUAUCUACUCUGAGUAAACAAAGAUUAAUAUAAAUCUUAAACCAUUUCAGAGGUGAUAAUAAAAUCCUUUCACCAUAAAGGAUGGAAAUGAGAUUGUAAAUAUACCUGACACAGAUGUAGCUUCUGUUCUGUAACCUGAACUCUUGGGAUCAGACCUUUCCUCUGCUACUAUUAUAAUGUUUAAACCAAAAAGAAUUUUUGGGAUGGACAGUGAAAUGCUGUGACAAAUCUCCAGUCAUUAGUAUGUCACUGAAGAAGGCAGCCUUUGAUUGACCUGUGAUUUUAUUGUUGAAAUUAAUGCCUCAGUUUAAAGGUACCGUCCAAACUGUACACGCAUGUGUGUUUGAUGUAAAAUAUAUGUGUAUGUGUGUAUGUGUGUGUGUGUGUGUGUGUGUGAAUCUACAUGUAUUUUAUGGUAUAUCAGUUUUUGGAGACCUCUGUACAUUUUCUGUAAUAUUAUACAUUUGAUACUGUACAUUACUGUGCUGAAAAUAUGAUUCCAAAUGCCUUGUUUGUCUCCAGCUGUCACAAUCUCAAUGUUUGGGGUAAAGACAGAGCUGCUGGUUGUGUUUCAAAACACCACAACAAAUAUAAAAAAUAAAUCACUGAAA